Molecule: messenger RNA, 956 nt
Organism: Andrographis paniculata
Lineage: Eukaryota; Viridiplantae; Streptophyta; Magnoliopsida; Lamiales; Acanthaceae
Product: glutathione S-transferase F12-like
Exons: 3
Coding region: 1-768 (255 amino acids)
Cellular component (GO): cytoplasm
Molecular function (GO): glutathione binding; glutathione transferase activity
Source: RefSeq, a predicted model, not a curated record
AUGAAUAAAUAUAAAUACUUCCCUCCCCCUUCCCCUCCACUCCAUCUAUAUUACUAUUAUUUAUUAAAAUACAAAAUUAUAGAUACAUAUAUAUAUAGAGAGAGAGAGAGUAGAGAGAGAAUGGUGGUUUUAGUGUACGGAGCAGGGAAUGCAGCAUGCCCACAAAGAGUAAUGGUGUGUCUUGUGGAGUUAGAUCUUCAAUUUCAGCUCAUCCCAAUUGAUAUUCAAUCUGGACAACAAAAAACCCCACAUUUCAGACAAAGACAGCCAUUCGGACAAGUUCCUGCCAUAGAGGAUGGAGAUUUCAAGCUUUUUGAAUCAAGGGCGAUCAUAAGAUACUACGCAUCCAAGUGUGCAACCAACGGAGGAAUCAAUCUGUACGGAGAGACAAUAGAAGAAAGAGCCUUAGUCGAUCAAUGGCUAGAAGUCGAAUCCCACAACUACAACCCGCCGAUUUACACAAUGGUUCUACAGCUUAUGGUUUUGCCGAGCUCGGGCCACAAGACCGACUUUGAGCUAGUCCAAGAUUGUAAGGACAAGUUGGAGAAAGUGCUCGAUGUGUACGAGGAAAGGUUGUCCGAGAGUAAGUAUUUGGCCGGGGACAAGUUCAGCCUGGCGGAUCUCAGCCACUUGCCGAACACGAAGUUCUUGAUGGGCCAAGGGGGAAUGGCUGAUUCGAUCCGGCGUAGGAAGAAUGUGUGUGCUUGGUGGGAGGAUAUCUCCGGCCGGCCGUCGUGGAAGAAGGUGUUGGCAGAAUUCGCAGGUUAGAUCAAGCUAGGCCAAGUUGGGCCAUUGUUGCUUUGGCCGCAAAAAUAAUUUGUUAACGAAAAAUCGAGUCGCAAAUCUAUUUUCUAUGGAAACAUCCAAAAAUACUCUAUUACCAACUUGGAUAGAGUGCUAAAUUGAAUAAAUCUAACAUUAUAAUAGUACGUAAAAUAUAGACUGUCAGCACAUAA